GGUCUCAUUACACCCACACACACACACACACACACACCGCAGGAUGUGAAUCAGCUCUCAGAGGUGUUUUCUGUGGAACUGACGGAGGAAUUCCAGGAAGCGGACAGCUGAGAAAGACGCGGUGUUUCUCAUGAAGGCUCGCUGGAUUCUCACUCCUUUUAUUUAGUUCUCACUCGUUUCAUUCAGCAGUUUUUCGGGUGUUUGUUGGGCAGUUUGAGGGCCGGAGCCAUGCUGCUGGACGGUGCAUUCAGGGCCCCUCUGCUUCCUCCUCAUCUUCCUCUUCUUCUUCUGGCGGUGAUGAGCGGAGCCUCUGCUGUGAUCGUUCCGCCUCCAACAAACCUGAGAGUGAGCUGCGAAAACCUCAACGUGACAGCCAGCUGGGAGUUCAGCAGACAGCAGCCGCCGACCGUCUUCAGCGUCCGUGUCGGAUGUGCAGCUGAGUCUCACGAGAUAAAAACCAGAGACCAGCAGUGUGAUCUGACCAGCUUCAUCUGGUCGUCUGAGAGCAGCUACAUGGACAACUUCUAUGUCACAGUGACAGCCGAGCAGGGAGGAAACCAGUCUGAACCAGUUCAGUCCAAAACCUUCAGCUUCAACACUAUGAAGACGGUCGAUGUGAAAUGUGAGUUGGAUUUCCCCCCCGUGGAUCUGAAGUGGACGGACUCAGGAGCCACCGUGAGUUUCAGAAAUCCCUUCCACGUCUACAGCCUGAAAGCCAACAACCCGUCUGAUGCCUGGUUUGAUCUCAGAGCCUCCACAAAUCCGUCAGGCGGCUCAUCGAAGACAUAUUCUUACAAAUGCACAGCGAGAGAGGAAAGCUGCAAACUUGACGUCGGGUUUCUCGGCGGCGUGGAGAGAUGUGUGGCGCUGGAUGGAACGCUGUUUGAUUCGAUCGGUGUCGGCCAAAUUUUGUUCAGAAAGGUCGAGCGCGUCUGUGCCGACGAGCCGGCUGAGGAUCACCUGGUCGUCCUGCUGGCUGUGCUGCUGUCGCUCGCCGCCGUCGUCAUCAGCUUGAUAACAGUUUGCGUCUGUGUAACGAAGGCCUGGACGAUGAAGACGAGCGAGGAUCUGCCCCGUCCUCUGUGGUCAGAACCCCUCAGACAGGACCUGAGGUACAACACUGUGUCCGACCCCAACAUGGUCGUCGUCACGCCGACUGGAGUCCUCCCCCUGGACGAGUGUACCGAGGACCUGCAGGACAGAGGCUUCUGGUCUGACUCGGAGGAAGGAUUUUCAGCGAGCAGCAAGCGCGAGCAAGAGGCCACGGCGCUGAUGUACGAGGGAAACAGGACGGACGACGACUCGGCAGACAGCUCGGUGAAAACGGAGUGUGUUUCGUUGCACUGGGACGAGGUGGGAGAGGAGGAGCAACAGGAGGAGGAGGAGGAGUCUGACCGGCCAUAUGACCGGCCACACAAUCUGCCAAUGGACAAUGUGCAAGUGGACAUAGGUGAUGGAGAGAUGGUCACAGCGUACCUGGGGAGGUAGAACAUCAGUCUGAGGGCUUCGUUUGGGAUUAAAGAUCAUUUAAUGACGAUUCAACUGGUAACAGACACAACGUGCACGAUAAGGUCCAAGCAGACAAACACACUUUAACUCUCGCUCAAGAGACUCGGAGGAGAAAUCCACUCAGAUUCUUCAGGACUGUAAACAGCACUGAUGAAUGUGAGAGAGAGAGAGAGGCGGGAGGAAGCCAAAGAACUGUGACGGGAAGAGGAUUGAAAAGACGUUGGCGUGCAUCAUCUGCACUGACCAGCAUGUGAAUGUUCAGUAAUAUGAAAUCUACACUCGUAUUUAACAUGUCUCAGAGGAGAUUAAUAGGAAAUGUUGCCAUUUUGACUCGGUUGGACCAGAGAAUGAACGCGGUGAUGGUGGAGGCACCGUCAGCUGCUCUCUGUCUGUGGACGGGCAUUUAAAGCUAAAAAGCUGCUUGAUUAUAUGUUUAAUGAAUUACUCAGUUAGCUGCUGUGUGUAUGUUCUGUAACAGGACAUGCUUAUUAUCAGGUGGUAAAAUGUGAGUAGCAGGAGUUUUAUAACAUGAUUCUAUCAGCUGUCACAUUAUGUUCAGACUGGAAAAACCAAAGUCACAUCAGCUUUUUGUUUUUUCUGUGAUUGGCAGCUUCGAUCACAACAGGGAGUUUUAUCUUGAGAAAAUGACGGCAGCUCUCUGUAGACGCUCUUCUAUAGGUUAUAUCUUGUUCCAGGUUUUAAUCUGUGCCAGCAAUUAUUGUUUUAUUAUUCUUUAAAGGGACAGUUCACGGGGAAAAAAAGGGCAUUUUCUCACUUGCAUCAAGUGGCAUCAUGUCCUGUAGACGAUUUAUUUCUGUUUGUAGAUUUCGAUUGUGCCGUUCAGACUUGUAAACUUUUAAACAUGCUAUGAGGAACUUUUAACUUGUUUUGAAUCCGUCUUAAUUUAACGCGCUCGCCUCGAUGUGACCCGCAUCAUCAAACGAGAUCGUCGGUGAGAAGAUCUGCUGUUUCUGUACAGUUAAACCUCUUAUGAAGUCGUUAUCGCAUCGUCAUACAUUUUAAAACUUGUUUUUUUUAUGUCAAAGAAAAUCCAGAGAUCAGUCUUCAGUCUUCAGAUGGGACGAUUCCUUUGGACUGACAGAGAGAAGAUAUGCAAAAAGAUGCAGCCCAACGUUUAAAUGUAAAUUUCUACUGCAGAACUUACAUCUUCAAACUUGGACUGAUGAAGUACCACAAGAAGUCAACUUAAAGAGAGAAAUGUGUGAACUGAUCCUUUAGACUGCGCUGACGGUUUUCAGGGUUUUGAUUUAUUGUUCCGUCUGGACUUUCCGCCCUGACAGCAGGUGAUUACAGGUGUUGAGAAACUCUCGGUCUUUAAGCGUCGGAUUGUGCCACACCUCGUCCCUGCCGGAGUCGGUCAGGUUGUGAGUUAUGUGCUGCUGAGCGACCUGCUGGACCGGCUCUGCAGCCUCGGGACUGGUUUGCUUUUAUUCGCCUCAUGUAGUUUGUUUACGUUACUUCAGGUUCCACUUGAUUUUAAUGUUCCACAUUUGUUUGACCUCUUGUUGUCGUCGUGCAUUUUAUUUUUAUAAGUCUGCCAAUAUGAUUAUAAUAAAGACGAAUCUAAGCCAAACAAA
This is a messenger RNA of Acanthopagrus latus (yellowfin seabream), 3107 nucleotides long. It is a transcript of the gene ifngr1, whose product is annotated as interferon gamma receptor 1. Bases 229 to 1488 code for a protein of 419 amino acids. Gene Ontology annotation, molecular function: protein binding. Lineage: Eukaryota; Metazoa; Chordata; Actinopteri; Spariformes; Sparidae. The record is from RefSeq and is a predicted model, not a curated record. The transcript has 7 exons.